AGGAAACAGAAACUUCCGAGAAAGAGAAACUGCUAGGCAGGGGCAGCCCACACCCCUUCCAACCCUAGAGCGGCCCUGCUCUUCCCACCGCCACACGCCAGACAAGCCUGCUCUCUCACGCUUGCGUUGCCCCAGCCAGGAGAUGCACAAGGAGGAGUACGAAGUGUCCGUGAUGGGGGGCCCCCACAGCUCGGGCCCCCAGACAAGAACCGUGAUCAACAUGCCCAGCGAGAUCUCGGUGCCCGACCAUGUGGUCUGGUCCCUGUUCAACACGCUCUUCAUGAACUUCUGCUGCCUGGGCUUCAUAGCCUUCGCCUACUCCAUAAAGUCUAGGGACAGGAAGAUGGUGGGUGACAUCACUGGGGCCCAGGCCUUCGCCUCCACCGCCAAGUGCCUGAACAUCUGGGCCCUGAUCUUCAACAUCCUUCUGACCAUCGGCUCCAUCGUUGUUUUCAUCAUUUUCUCGGCGGUGAUCUUUCAGGCCAUUUCACAGAUGAAGAAUCAUGAGGGCUUCUAGUCUGGCCAUGUCCCUGACCCUCCCGAGCUGGCCCUGCACCUGGCCUGAGGCCUGCCCCCUGCACCCACACCACCUGAAGCAUUUAUACUCGCACAUCUGUCCACAGUGGGAGUCAAUAAAGUGCGUUGUUCCCGA
Messenger RNA from Sciurus carolinensis (gray squirrel), 652 nucleotides. Its product is annotated as interferon-induced transmembrane protein 1-like. The transcript has 2 exons. Gene Ontology annotation, biological process: negative regulation of viral genome replication; response to interferon-beta; type I interferon-mediated signaling pathway. Bases 143 to 517 code for a protein of 124 amino acids. Gene Ontology annotation, cellular component: plasma membrane. The record is from RefSeq and is a predicted model, not a curated record. NCBI's taxonomy places the organism in Eukaryota, Metazoa, Chordata, Mammalia, Rodentia, Sciuridae.